AUUCACGGCAUUUAUUUAAAAAUUACCACAAUUUAAUUAAUUACCAUUAAUUCAAUUAUUUAAUUAUUAUUUUGGGGUUAAUUUGGUAAUUGUUUGGUUUGGAAUCAUUUGGCAAUUUACGACAUUCCACCCCAUCUGUCCCACCAUCCCAUUUCAAUCUCAACCCCUUCCAUAAUUAUUUUUUAACAUUUUAAACCACAAAUUUUAUCGUAUCUCCAAAGUAAUUUUCUCUACAUAAUUUUAAUGGCGAAGGUAUCGAAGAGUGAGAAGAAGAAGUUGUAUUUUGAGCGUCUGACGAGUUUGAUGAGGACGUACUCGAAGAUUUUGAUUGUGAGUGUGGACCACGUGGGAUCGCGUCAGAUGGCUUCUGUGCGCCAUUCCCUGCGUGGCAUGGCGACGAUUCUCAUGGGUAAAAACACGGUCAUCAGGACGGCUUUGCAGAAGAACUUCCCGGACUCGCCUGACGUGGAAAAGGUGGCCCAGUGCGUUAAGCUAAACACUGGCUUUGUGUUCUGUGAAGCGGAUCCCAUGGAGGUCAGGGAAGUUAUUCUGAACAACAGAGUCCCGGCACCGGCCAAGCAGGGCGUAAUUGCGCCGUCGGAUGUUUUUAUCCCGGCCGGUUCCACAGGCCUGGACCCGUCCCAAACUUCAUUUUUUCAGGCGCUGGGGAUCUCAACUAAGAUCGUCAAGGGCCAAAUUGAAAUCCAAAAUGAAGUCCACCUGAUAAAAAAAGAUGAUAAAGUCACGGCGUCAGGCGCGACACUACUGCAGAAAUUAAAUAUUAAACCCUUUUCCUAUGGUCUAAAGGUGGAGAAGAUUUAUGACUCUGGCGCCAUCUCAGACGCCUCAGUGCUUGACGUCACCGAUGAGGAUAUUUUAUCAGUGGUUAAACUCGGCGUUAGCUACGCCAACGCCAUGGCCAGGGAGCUGGGAUAUCCCACCAGCCUAUCCGUAGACCACGCACUACUCGAAGGGUUCAAAAAUUGCAUAUCACUCGUACUGGACUCGGAGUUCACAUUCCCGCAAAUGUCCACACUGAAACAGUUUCUAGAAAAUCCAGACGCUUUCAGUGGUACCGCCAGUGGUACUGUUACGUCACAGGCCGUAGAAGAGAAGAAGGAGGAAAAGGAGGAAGAAGAAGAGGAAGAAGAUGAAGACAUGGGAUUCUCACUCUUUGAUUAAGUUACGGUGCUUGCUCAAAACUUCUCAGUUUUCUACACCUUUCACUCUGAUUACACAUUCUAAUAGUACUGAGUCUAGUAUACUAACAUCUAAUAGUACUGAGUCUGGUAUACUAACAUCUAAUAGUACUGAGUCUAGUAUACUAACAUCUAAUAGUACUGAGUCUAGUAUACUAACAUCUAAUAGUACUGAGUCUAGUAUACUAACAUCUAAUAGUACUGAGUCUAGUAUACUAACAUUCUGACGCUGUAACGGUAUGGUGAAUCAAUAAAUGUAUAGUAAAAGAGCGAUGAUGAAUGGUAUAGAAACAUUCGCAGUGUUUGCUUAAGGUGAUUUACCCUCUUGAUGAUUCCCACUUUCU
Theileria parva strain Muguga is the source of this 1543-nucleotide messenger RNA. RefSeq names its product 60S acidic ribosomal protein P0 (gene RPLP0). The record is from RefSeq and is a predicted model, not a curated record. Lineage: Eukaryota; Apicomplexa; Aconoidasida; Piroplasmida; Theileriidae. Gene Ontology annotation, cellular component: cytosolic large ribosomal subunit. The transcript has 2 exons. The coding region runs from base 244 to 1182 and encodes 312 amino acids. Gene Ontology annotation, biological process: cytoplasmic translation; ribosomal large subunit assembly; ribosome biogenesis. Gene Ontology annotation, molecular function: structural constituent of ribosome; large ribosomal subunit rRNA binding.